Microdochium trichocladiopsis is the source of this 1158-nucleotide messenger RNA. RefSeq lists its product as uncharacterized. The record is from RefSeq and is a predicted model, not a curated record. The transcript is spliced from 2 exons. The coding region runs from base 1 to 1158 and encodes 385 amino acids. NCBI's taxonomy places the organism in Eukaryota, Fungi, Ascomycota, Sordariomycetes, Xylariales, Microdochiaceae.
AUGGACUCACCCCUCCUCUGGAAGGAGAACUACAACCCGUUUGACGCUGUCGGACUUCAGCCAGAGCACAUGCGGCCCGAGCCACCUUCUCGGAUUAUUUUCAAACGCGCGCUGGAGUACGCACGGCUGGCCACGAAUCCCGACCGCCUCAGACAGCGUGGGAUGCAUCCCGAGGAGCUCCCUUACGGCUGGAAGCAGGUCGAACGAGCAUUCCUGUACUUCACACAGAGCAGUGAAGGCAGGCCGCCUGACGCGGACAGCAGCCGUGGCCUGUUGAAUGAAGCCGCAUGGCAGCGGGCGUUUGACGAGCUCGUUGUGAGCGACCAGGACGGCUUCUAUCUGCGCUACUGGGCUCCCGAGAGAAUCUCGCCGCGGCUGGUGCUUGCUGGCGGAGUUCAGGUGUACGAUGUGUUGCCGUGCACAAACAUUCAGUCACCAAUCCUGGGCGCGACCCCCGUGAGCAGUCCCCGAGCUCAGCCAACCUGGGAUGAGGCACAUCUAGAUUCUUCACCUCCCUCCACAAGGUCCAGCUCGCCCUUGUAUCUGUUUAGCAACAGCAUUGGGACUGGGCGGACGCAGGAAACGACGCCGUUUGCUUCAGAAUUCUCCGCCACGGGGCAGGCAUUCUGGAAGUUGAAAGCAGAUGUAACAGGAGUAUCACCAGCACCAGCUGCUGCUUACGAACGCGGAUCGUCGAACGCGUUGAGUGAGGCACCGCUCGUGUCAGGGCAUGUACGCACGCUUUUAGAGCGAGAUCUCGCGGAUCUGCUAUAUCAUUACUCGCCAAUGUCGCCGCCGCCGCCGCAAGAACCGUCGUCCUCCGUGGGGACGCCAACAACAUUGCCCUUCUCGACGCCUCCUGGUGCAGUAGUCGACGUGAGUUCAGAACACGAACAACAGCAAGGAACACGAGAGCAGCACCAACAGAAUCAGCAGGACCACCAGCAACGUGGCUACCGGUACGACCAGCACUUCCACAUAUCCGAGCAGACACGCCAGCACCGGGCCGACCUGAAGGCAGACCCAGAUCGUACUUUCGUCGGAUUCCAUCGAAAGCAGGUUGCCAAGGCCGGUGCCCACACACGCCAUGGCGAGGACUAUCGGCAGGCGGUGUAUCGACAGGUCGACAAGCUGCGCCGUGUGCAGUGGCGGAUCUGA